Paramecium octaurelia is the source of this 1415-nucleotide messenger RNA. NCBI's taxonomy places the organism in Eukaryota, Ciliophora, Oligohymenophorea, Peniculida, Parameciidae. The record is from the annotation of a GenBank genome assembly.
AUGUCUGAAUAGUAAUCAGGUUAAGUAAUCAAUUAUUUGUGAUUCUGUAGGAUUAAUUGGAUGUAACAGCAAUGAUGGAUGAGUUGUAUGACAAAUUAAUUUUAUUGAAUUAUGAACAAAGUUAUUUAAAAUAGAAGUAAGUCAAAUUCUAUAUCUAUUAUUAGAGGUGGUAAACCUUUGAAUAGAGCAUAUUUUGUAAAUCAAACUAAUUCUAGUGAAUAAUUCAAUUAAUUCAAAACGUAACUUUUGAAUUGUAUUUGAAUAGAUUAGUCAAAUGGCUAUUUCAAUAAAGCGAUGUACAGACCAGUGAUUUUAACAAACUUGAUGAUCCUGUGACUUUAUCUCAGAAUAUAAGUAAUUUCUUUAUACUUAUGUAAUAGUAAAUGAAUUGAAAAAUAUUGGGAUCGAAGUUGACUUUCCUCCCCUUAAAUUGAAAUAAGGAUUUGGAGAAUAUGUUGUUUACGUGUUGCUGUAAUUAGCAACCAAAGCAUUACAAAAAAAGAAAUUCCAAUACAAGAAAGCCAAAAUUGAAUAAUAAUCUUAAACGUAACCUACCAUCCUAAUCCAUUAGAAGACAAGAUGAUGAACCAGUCUAAGAAACAGGAAGUGUGUCAUCAGAUUCAGAUCCAGAGGUAGCAUCAGAAGAAGAGCCUGAAGAUGUAUUUACUGAAUAGGGGUUCCAAAAAGAGUAAUAUAUUAUUCAAAUCUGAAAGCGAAGAUAAAAUGGUUAUAGAAUCCAAUGUAAAUCCAAAGGAAUGGGCUAAGGAAGUUGAAAGAGCAGCUUAGAAGAUUAAGAUAGUUAUCAAACCAGAUGCUGGAGAAUGGAGAUAACAUUUUGAUGCCACCAAAUAAUACUCAAAUUAAAUUAAAACUAUUCUCCCAGAAGCAAGAAUCAAAUUAGAGAGAAUGAGUGACGAAUUGGGAGAAAUCUUAGAUAGAAUCACAAAAAGAGAAUAUAAUAUCAAUGAGAAUAUGAGUGAAAUGGUAAGCAAUCUACUUAAUUCUAGUGUGCUGAAUUCAAAAAGAAAAAUGAAGAAUAUAAAAAAAUUGAACUCUAAUAUCAAAAUUACACAAAUGCCAAAAAAGAAAUGACUGAUUAAUAUAAACAAAUAUAAGAGAAAUUUGAAACUGUUCAAAACAAAUUGAAUGAACAUGGUAGUGUCUCCACCAAUUAAUCUCCAGUCAUCAGUAUCAAAGCUGGUCUCACUAAAUUGAGAGUAUUUCUAUCAUACUUACUAUUUAAUAGUUGGAAAUCAAAUAGAUGGAUCUAAGGAUUGGAGUUCUAUCUCACACAAUCCUUCAAAGAACAUUUCAUGAUGCCAAAGCUAUUUAAGAAAGAGACUAUCAUGAACAUGGACUCAUUUUAAAUGAGUCAGAUGAAUUAACAGAUUGAAAUAUAUAUAUUAAUACACCAG